Morone saxatilis (striped sea-bass) is the source of this 643-nucleotide messenger RNA. RefSeq names its product myelin-associated neurite-outgrowth inhibitor-like. NCBI's taxonomy places the organism in Eukaryota, Metazoa, Chordata, Actinopteri, Moronidae. The record is from RefSeq and is a predicted model, not a curated record.
UGCAGACCACGUGACGCUGCACGGAAGUGACGCUAGAGUGCUCAAAAGAGUUCAGCGAAGCAUCUAGGAACAAAACAGCAGCUAGCUUCAAAAAACAUCAUUUCCCAGCAGAAGACCGACGGAGGGGGACUAAACACACGGUGAAAACGGUCAACCCAUCUGUGAGUCGACGACGAUAAUGAAUCCAGUGUACAGCCCUGGGUCAACAGGGGUCCCCUUUACCAACACUAAGGGUAUAGGAUACCCCGCUGGAUUCCCUGUCGGCUAUGCAACAGCUGCUCCAGCGUAUACUCCCAAUGUGUACGCAGGAGGAAACCCAGCCUUCCCCAGUGGUAAGUACGCGUCCAUGUGCGACGGGUGUCCUAUUCAAGAUAGACAUUUGCUCCUGGACCUCUCGCGAACACGUAUGUCACGUGCCAACCGCAGGGUAGGGGGGCAUUUAAUACCUCACAACAACAGGGGCACGUAUUAUACACAGCCUCUGUAUGCUGCUCCGCCUCAUGUUAUCCAUCACACAACAGGCCAGCCAAAUGGGAUGCCUGCAGGCCAUGUAACGCCCCCCCAUGCAUGGCCUCCCUUCAGCCACAAUGGUGUCCACCAUGGGGAUGGUAGCUGGCACCACCAUGGCCAUGUCAGCUGGUGA